UGGGCCUUCACUCACACCCUUUCCAUGGCAUCUGUACCUCGCCCACCUGGACAGAGGGUCCCGGGGCCCAGCACGUGUCGCGAGGAGAAGGAGGAGGAGCUCACCCGCGAGCGCCCCUCGCCCCGGAGAUCCUGCUGGCCCCGCCCCCUCCUGCCACGGACGGCAGAGCCAGCCCUAGCCCCGCCCACAGCGGCAGCCAGCCCAAGCCCCGCCCUCGGGUCCUCGCGCGAGGUCCCCCACGGGGCUGUCCGCGGCUGCACCGGACUUGUUCAGCCCUGUGGCCCGUCCGGACGGUCUCCCACCCCGGGCUGCGCUGCGGCACGGCCAUCUGGCCUCGGGAAUCCAGCCACGGGCCGAGGCGCGCCGUGUGACGAGGAGCAGUCGCGGCAGGCGGUGGGGAGGGCUGCCCGGACGAGGCGCUCCUGGGGCUCCACCAUGGCGGCGGCGGUGCGCGCGGCGGGCGGCCUGCCUACACUGUGCGGCGCCGCGACAGGUCAUUUAUGGUCCAGGAAGCUUUAUCUAAACACCUUUCCAACAGCUUCCACUUUGGCAUUGAAGACUGUUCUCAGCAAUGAUGGCCCUUUGUCAUCUCCAGGAACCAGGGACAACCGUCAUUUCAGCAGCUUGAGCCAUGCGCUACAGACACACUGCUGGAUUUCUUCGCCCAGCAACUCGGUGUGCCACCAGUACAGACCCUACAGUUUCUUCACGAAAUUGACAGCAGACGAGCUCUGGAAAGGUGCUUUAGCAGAGACUGGAGCUGGAGCAAGAAAAGGGAGAGGCAAGAGAACGAAGAAGAAGAAAAGGAAGGAUUUGAACAGGGGGCAGAUCAUUGGUGAAGGGCACAGUGGCUUCCUAUGGCCUGGUUUGAAUGUCCCUCUCAUGAGAGAUGGAGCGGUGCAGACCAUUGCCCAGAGAAGCAAGGAGGAGCAGGAAAAGGUGAAGGCUGACAUGAUCCAGCAGAGGGAAGAGUGGGACCGGAAAAGGAAGAUGAAGGUUAAGCGCGAGCGAGGCUGGAGCGGAAGCACGUGGGGAGGUGUCAGUCUCGGCCCCCCCGACCCCGGUCCCAAUGGAGAGACCUAUGAGGACUUUGACACCAGGAUACUCGAGGUCAGAAAUGUUUUCAAUAUGACAGCCAAAGAGGGAAGAAAGAGAUCGGUCCGUGUCCUGGUCGCCGUGGGGAAUGGCAAAGGAGCCGCAGGUUUUGCCAUUGGGAAAGCCACUGAACGGAUGGACGCUUUCAGAAAAGCAAAGAACAGAGCAGUUCACUAUUUGCAUUAUAUAGAACGAUAUGAAGGCCAUACAAUAUUCCAUGACAUCUCUUUAACAUUUAAAAGGACACAUAUCAAGAUGAAGAAACAACCCAGAGGUUAUGGCCUGCGCUGUCACCGGGCCAUCAUCACCAUUUGCCGUCUCAUCGGCAUCAGAGACAUGUACGCCAAGGUGUCCGGGUCCCUGAACAUGCUCAACCUCACCCGCGGCCUCUUCCACGGGCUGGCUCGCCAGGAAACCCACCAGCAGCUGGCUGAUAAGAAGAGUCUCCACGUUGUAGAGUUCCGGGACGAGUGUGGCCCUCUGCCCAUCGUAGCCGCCUCGCCCAGGGGGGGCCUGAGGAAGGAUCCAGAGCCUGAGGAUGACGUUCCGGACGUCAAACUGGACUGGGAGGAGGUGAAGGCCGCCCAGGGAAUGAAGCGCUCCGUGUGGUCAGGUUUAAAGAGAGCCGCCACCUGACCUUCCCUCGGCCUCGUCCACGCGCUGUCGCCGUCAUGGAAGACCUCGUUGUUCAUGUGGCACUGGAGGAGGAGUGGGAGGACUUACCCUGCGCGUGGAGGAACUAACUCUGUACUAGACCUAGCUCUGGGCCCAACUCACAGGCCUUAAAGCAAGACCCAACCAGAACACAGCUGUUUGCAAGUAACUGUGGUCGAGAACAAAGCUCAAGAAUAAUUGUAAAAAUACAAAAAUUGUCUAACAGCUGGUGAGGUACAAUUCACAGUGCCUGGCUUCUGAUAAAAAAUCACCGGGAUGCAAAGAAUCAUGACAAUAAAACUCAUAACUAAAGGAAACCAGCCAACUGAAACCGAUGU
Messenger RNA from Rhinolophus ferrumequinum (greater horseshoe bat), 2087 nucleotides. RefSeq names its product mitochondrial ribosomal protein S5 (gene MRPS5). Gene Ontology annotation, cellular component: ribosome. Gene Ontology annotation, molecular function: structural constituent of ribosome; RNA binding. The transcript is spliced from 14 exons. Bases 25 to 1731 code for a protein of 568 amino acids. Gene Ontology annotation, biological process: translation. NCBI's taxonomy places the organism in Eukaryota, Metazoa, Chordata, Mammalia, Chiroptera, Rhinolophidae. The record is from RefSeq and is a predicted model, not a curated record.